Quercus lobata is the source of this 450-nucleotide messenger RNA. Its product is annotated as clustered mitochondria protein-like. The transcript has 5 exons. Gene Ontology annotation, biological process: organelle organization. Bases 109 to 447 code for a protein of 112 amino acids. The record is from RefSeq and is a predicted model, not a curated record. Gene Ontology annotation, molecular function: protein binding. Gene Ontology annotation, cellular component: cytoplasm. NCBI's taxonomy places the organism in Eukaryota, Viridiplantae, Streptophyta, Magnoliopsida, Fagales, Fagaceae.
AAUAGCAUACAACUUGCUUGAAUAUUGUUUUCUUUACAGGUAGGCAUAACUAUUGCAGCUCGCAAAUAUGAUUUUACUUCUGCAGCACCUUUCCAAACGUCCGACAUCAUGAAUCUCCAACCUGUAGUGAAACAUUCAGUUCCCUUAUGUUCAGAAGCCAAGGAUCUUCUGGAAACGGGUAAAGUCCAAUUGGCUGAGGGAAUGCUUAGUGAAGCCUACACAUUAUUUUCUGAGGCAUUUUCAAUACUUCAGCAGGUUACUGGACCAAUGCAUUGGGAAGUUGCAAAUUGCUGUCGGUAUCUUGCCAUGGUUUUGUAUCAUGCAGGAGACAUGGCUGGUGCGAUAAUGCAACAGCACAAGGAACUGAUAAUAAAUGAACGGUGCCUAGGUUUGGACCACCUUGACACUGCUCAUAGGCAUGCUCUUCUAUUCUUUUCUUUUGUUUAAUGC